GCAGUUGGCCGGGCUGUCAUGUGGCGGGGUGUCCACGGCUGCCUAGGCAUCCUUGUGCAGUGGCGGGCGGCGCUCUGGUCCCAUAGCUUUGCCAGCACUUGGAGUGGCUAUAAGGAGGCGAUGGCUGAGGCACUGUCCACCCAGGCCAAAGCAACAGGCGGGUUGAAGGCUCUGGUUCAGCAAAAUGGAGACUCUGGUAGUGACCAGAGCAGAGAGCCGCUCGUGGAGGGCCUGGAUCCGGCGGCGGUGGGGAAACAGGUCCCUGGGAGCCGGGGGCCGGCCCAGGGAGGCGAAGAGCAGGUCUCGGGGAGCGGGGAGCAGGCCCCAGCUCCAGUCGCCGACUCAGGCAAGAGGAAGAAGCGGCGAGGUGCCACCGGGGAACGGGUCGUGCCGCCCCCGAAGAAACGGCGGACUGGGGUCAGCUUUGGCGAUGAGCACUUUGCAGAGACUACCUACUACUUCGAGGGCGGCCUGCGCAAGGUUCGGCCCUAUUACUUUGACUUCCAGACCUACUGUAAAGGUCGCUGGGUGGGCCGCAGCUUGUUGCACGUCUUCAGCACCGAGUUCCGAUCCCAGCCACUGGCGUACUACGAGGCUGCAGUCCGGGCGGGACGCCUGCAUCUCAACGAGGAACCAGUUCAGGACCUCAACAUCGUGCUCAAGGACAAUGACUUCUUGCGGAACACAGUGCACAGACAUGAGCCACCAGUCACAGCAGAGCCUAUUCGCCUUCUAGCUGAGAACGAAGACGUGGUUGUGAUAGACAAACCAUCCUCCAUUCCUGUCCACCCCUGUGGCAGAUUCCGACACAACACAGUCAUCUUCAUCCUAGGCAAGGAGCACCAGCUGAAGGAGCUCCACCCACUGCACCGGCUUGAUCGCCUCACCUCAGGGGUGCUCAUGUUUGCCAAGACAGCUGCAGGCUCAGAGAAGAUUCACGAGCAAGUUCGGGACCGGCAGCUGGAGAAGGAGUAUGUGUGCCGGGUUGAAGGGGAGUUCCCCGACAAGGAGGUAAUUUGCAAGGAACCCAUCUUAGUGGUGUCUUACAAAGUAGGAGUGUGCCGUGUGGACCCCAGGGGCAAGCCCUGUGAGACUGUCUUCCAGAGGCUGAGCUACAAUGGCCACUCCAGUGUGGUACAGUGCCGACCGCUUACAGGCCGUACUCACCAGAUCCGAGUCCACCUGCAGUUCCUGGGCCACCCCAUUCUCAAUGACCCCAUCUACAAUUCAGCUGCCUGGGGUCCGUCUCGAGGUCAGGGUGGCCACAUUCCAAAGACAGAUGAGGAGCUUCUCCGGGACCUGGUUGCAGAGCAUCAGGCCAAAGAAAGCCUGAAUGUGCUAGAUCUCUGUGAGGGUGACCUGGCCCCAGGACUUGGGGAUUCUACAGCCCCCUCUUCAGAGUUGGUUAAGGACAGCCUUGGAGAAUUGGCUUCAGUAGCCCAGAAGACAGAGGGAAUAGCUGAAGCAGCCUCUCAGGAUCUGGACACACCAGAGAAAGCAGCUAAAGCAGAUGUUGUGAAUCAAGAAACAGACCCACUCUGUGCAGAGUGCCGGCUGCUGCGACAGGAUCCCCUGCCCCAGGAUCUUGUGAUGUUCCUGCAUGCCCUCCGCUAUAAAGGGCCAGACUUUGAGUAUGUCUCACCCAUGCCAGCCUGGGCACAGGAUGACUGGCAGGAAGACUGAGGGAUGUGGCCAAUGGAGGACUGGCUUCUCAGGUUGGAACAAGGGUGGGCCUUGGGGCAGGGACGGGUCCCAUUGGUUGAUUCUCAGGGUUUGGAGAAGAUGAGGUUUCAUUGUAAAGGAACCUGCUCCUGCUACCUCCUUCCUUUUCGCUCUUUUGGGGACUUUCAGGUCUGUAAAUAUAUCAUUUUUUUCUAACACAUUGUAUAUCAGUUUUUACUGGCUUUUUUUUACACCUCCUCCCCUCUUCCCCAAUGCUUAGGAUAGAAUCUAGGUCCAUUCACAAGGAAGGCAAGUGCUCUACAGCUGAACUCCAUUCCUAGACCCUUAGUACUUUUGAGUUUCUCUUUGUAGCUCAGGCUGCUCUUGAACAGUGAAUCCUACCUCUGCUACCCAACUGGGAACACAGGCAUGAAGCACCAUGCCUUGCUUUUAAAAAUUGAGAUAAAAUUCACAUAGUAUAAAAUUAGCCAAUUUAAGAUAUACACUUCUUUAUUGGCCUUUACUAUGUUCACGAACUUGAGCAACAUUAUCUCAUGAUUUCAAACAUUUUCUUACCCCUAAAGGAAAUCUAUACCUGUUAAACACUCAUUCCCCUUUCUCUUCUCUCAACUGGUAAAUAUUAGUCUAUUCUUUAUGGAUUUGUGUGUUCUAGGCAUUUCAUAUAAAUGGACUCAUAACCUUC
Mesocricetus auratus (golden hamster) is the source of this 2365-nucleotide messenger RNA. It is a transcript of the gene Rpusd2, whose product is annotated as RNA pseudouridine synthase domain containing 2. Gene Ontology annotation, biological process: pseudouridine synthesis. The transcript has 3 exons. Bases 19 to 1683 code for a protein of 554 amino acids. NCBI's taxonomy places the organism in Eukaryota, Metazoa, Chordata, Mammalia, Rodentia, Cricetidae. The record is from RefSeq and is a predicted model, not a curated record. Gene Ontology annotation, molecular function: pseudouridine synthase activity; RNA binding.